Messenger RNA from Dimorphilus gyrociliatus, 2982 nucleotides. The record is from the annotation of a GenBank genome assembly. Lineage: Eukaryota; Metazoa; Annelida; Polychaeta; Dinophilidae.
AUAAGAACUUUAAAUAUUUCUUAGGCAGAUACAGAGCCAAGAGAUUAACCGAAUCUGUUCAAGAAAAGUAAAGAAGCAAGAGGAAGAUAAACAAUAAGUUUAUCUCUUUUGUACAAAAACAAAAAACAAGAUGGCUAGAGAUAGAUUAACAAAAACCAAAAUAGUGAUGGCUAUAUUUGUCACAAGUGCUUUCUGGUUAGUUCUCGAUAUUUACAUAUUCUACGGAGUAUAUCCGCUAGAGAAUGUAGUAAGAAAGGAACAAGCAUCAGGCAGCGUUACUACUGUGACUAAUAAUUUUGAAGAGGAAAGCUUCGCAGAAGAAAAUACAUGGGAAGAAGUAAAUUAUUUCCCUAUAUGUAUUAAAAAAGCGGAAAUAUUUUCAAUAAUAAAUACAGGUUAGAAAUGUGGAUAGAAGGACUUUACUGGCCGAUAGGAACGGUCCAGGAGAAAUGGGCCGUGGUGUGACGUCGAACCAAAACGACGAACGUGUUAAGGCUGGCUGGAGGUCAGCGUCUUUCAACGAAUUCGUCAGCAAUCGUAUAUCCGUCGAAAGAUCCCUAAAAGAUGCGAGGGAUCCUGGGUUUGUAGAAGUUCUUUUCUCCAAUCUUAACUACUUUCCUAGACCCCAGCGAAGACUUAUCAUUUUCUGUCCCAAACGACCACCCCUCCUUAAACUUUCUAGACGUCGAAAAAAAUCAGCGUAGGCAUCCCUUUUCAUGGGUUCAUCAAAAGCCCGACGAUCGCGGUCAUCCAUUAAUGCGCUCAUAAGUUUAGAAAGAGUGUCCUUUGAUAGUCCUCCUUCAGUCUUUUGCGGUCCUUUAUCAAUUGUAUCUAGACAGAGAUGAAAAAAAAAUAAUAAACGAAAAUAAAAGGGAUGAUAAGAGAUAAAAAACUUUGCAGUAUGGUAUAUUGUAAGCUAAUGCCGAUAAAGUAUUUUAGUAUAUUGCUAAUAGAAAGAAGAUUUUAACUUUAUUAAUCAAAUAAAUGGGUCAUUAAAUUAGAUAAUAAAAAUCAAUUUACUGUUUUCCGGAUCCUUCGCUGAUACCUUCUGGAAUUUUUCAAGGGCUUCUGCCAACUCUGCCAAUUGCCUCGGACCCAUUUCCGACUUGAGAGGAAGGGCCGUCGCUAAAGUUAAGAGAUAAAAAGCAAACAGUCCUCUCCGGCUCAUGUUGCGAGACAAACUGCGACGGAGGGGCGAGAGAGGAAAAUACUUGCAUAUAAUUAAAUACAAGUGGGUCGUUCUCUUCUACGCUUUUAAUUACGUAGACGUAUGGAUUUGCGAGGGCGUCUCUCUCGUUCUCUGAAUUUUUCUCGUAUCUUUUCUUGUGUUGCUCUCUAUCUCAGUUUCCCCUUGUACGUCUCUGAGCGUACGUGCAACUAUGAUCGUGUGUGUCUUUCUCUCCCUCUCGCCCUCUCGUCCUUUCUCUCUCUCUUUCUCCCCGUCUGUAUUUUACUUUGUUCUCCUUAAAUCAUCUCUCUGAAUUCGUACUUUUGUUUAUUUUUCCUGUUGCACCGACUUCUCUCAUUUUUACGUAUUCAUUUGCUGUCUUCAGACUCGUAAAAUAUAGAUUUUGAAUCAGUUAACGUUCUUAUUUCUUCGAUUUUUUCUAUAUAUACAUACAGGUGCAGGAAACAGCUCUUCCCUUACGAGGAACUGCCUCAAACUUCUGUUAUAAUAUGCUUUACAGAAGAGAGUUGGUCGACAUUAUUAAGAACUGUUCAUAGUGUAUUAAAUAGAUCUCCCACCGAAUUAAUAAAAGAGGUGAUUUUAGUGGACGACAACAGUCAAAGAGAAUAUCUUAAGGACAAACUGGAUAGAUAUAUGUCUAAACUAGAGAAAGUAAAGAUACUUCGAUUAAAGAAAAGGGUGGGACUAAUUCGAGCCAGAUUAGAAGGAGUUCGAGUUUCAACAGCUCCGACGCUUACUUUUCUCGAUUCCCAUGUCGAAUGUGCAGUGGGCUGGUUGGAACCAUUACUCUUUGAAAUCUGGAAAAACAGAACAACCGUCGUUUGUCCUAUUAUUGAUACCAUUCACGCUAGUUCUUUUCAGAUUAUUCCAACUGGCACUAAUAUCAGGGGUAGUUUCGAUUGGCAUAUGACUUUUAGGUGGAAAGGCGUACCCCAAUACGAAGUUAGAAGACGUAAAUCCAAUAUGGAAAGUAUUAGGUCUCCAACCAUGGCUGGAGGAUUGUUUUCGAUUGAUAAGUCCUUCUUUCGAAGAUUGGGUUUUUACGAUCCAGGACUUGAAAUUUGGGGCGCAGAGAAUUUAGAAUUAUCUUUCAAGACAUGGAUGUGCGGUGGUACUCUUUUAAUCAUGCCAUGUUCCAGAGUGGCUCAUAUUUUCAGAAAGAGUCAACCUUACAAAUUCCCAAAGGGUAAUAUGAGGACUUUUAUGAAGAAUAACAUCCGGGUUGCGGAGGUUUGGCUAGAUAAAUAUAAGAAAGCCUUUUACGCUUUGAAUCCCGAAUUAAAAUCUUGGUCUUUCGGUAACGUUGAAGAUAGAUUGAAGUUAAAGAAAGACUUAAAAUGCCAUUCGUUCGGCUGGUAUUUAAAGAACGUUGUUCCAGAAAUAAGGGUACCCGAAAUGAAUCCCAUGGCCUCAGGAACUAUAAAAAACGCAAGAUAUCUUAAUUGUAUUGAUACUCAAAACAAUAAGGGAAUUAUAAUCUUAUAUCCUUGUCACGGUAGUGGCAAUAGUCAAAUCUUAAGAUUAACGAAAAAUGGUCUCAUUGAAGCUAUUGAUUUAUGUAUUGGGAAGAGGACAAGAGGAAUUUCAAUUACAACAGUUGAUUGCGAAGCAAAACACGCUAUACGAUGGCGUCAUUUAAGAAACGGUUACUUGGAAGAUACUUCUUCAAGGAAAUGUUUAACAGCUGGCAGAAACAACCGUCUAUAUAUGGAACCAUGUACAAACGUUCCCCAAAAAAAGUGGAUUUUUUCUAAUUAUGCCAAUGACUUUCCUUUUUAAAUAAAAGUUUAAUU